AUGACAGAAGCUAGGGCGAAAGCGGCCUGGAGAUUCAAGCGGCAAGGGUUCGACUGGAAAUCUUUUCGAUCUAACGAUCCUGCCGUGCGCGCAAAGGUCAAUUUUUCGAACUUCGAUUGGAAACACUGGCAGGGCAACAAGCAAGGCACCAGACAGCUCGGCAAGCUUGUUGACAACCUAGAGGCGGCUCGAGCCGAGGACCGUGCGGCCGUGGGUAUAUCUCCGAGAGACGACGAUGUAUCGCGGGUUCGAGACCAUAGGGAAUGGUACACAACCCCCUCAACGAGAACCGCGCGAUAUGGCGCCGCGCCCGAAGAUGACGCAACGCCGCCACCGAAGAAGGAGGAGUGGAUGAUCCAGAAGGCGGCCAUGAAGGCCAAGUUCCCCGACGGCUGGCGGCCGCACAAGCGGCUGUCCCCCGACGCGCUGGCGGGCAUCCGGGCGCUCAACGCGCAGUUUCCGGACGUGUACACGACGCAGACGCUGGCGGACAAGUUCGCCGUGUCACCCGAGGCGAUCCGGCGCAUCCUGAAGAGCAAGUGGACGCCGUCGGCGCGCGAGGAUGAGGACCGCCAGCAGCGCUGGCACCGCCGCGGCAUCAACGUGUGGGAGCGCAAGGCCGAGCUCGGCAUCAAGCCGCCGAAGCGCUGGCGCGACGAAGGCGUCGCGCGCGAGCCCGCGUACCACGACCGCAAGAUCACGGCGCGUCGCGAUCGCGAGGAGCACGUGCGCAGGGAGCGUGAAGAGUACAUGCGCAGCUUCGCCAAGGGGAGGCGGGACGCCGGCCGUGGCGGUAACGACGACGGCGCGGCGACGGUGGAGUGGGAAUAUUCUCGGCUUGACGGCGAGACGCCGAUGGAGAUGCCGCGGCGGGGAACGAGUAGAGGGGGAAGCGGAGGAUCGGUCAACGACAGGGAGAUGAGGAGCGAGCUGAAGGGGGAUGUCUUUGACAAAACUCUUGCUUCGGAACGGCGCGACUGA
Molecule: messenger RNA, 981 nt
Organism: Cordyceps fumosorosea ARSEF 2679
Lineage: Eukaryota; Fungi; Ascomycota; Sordariomycetes; Hypocreales; Cordycipitaceae
Product: Neugrin-related protein
Exons: 1
Coding region: 1-981 (326 amino acids)
Cellular component (GO): nucleus
Source: RefSeq, a predicted model, not a curated record